Molecule: messenger RNA, 2159 nt
Organism: Mercurialis annua (annual mercury)
Lineage: Eukaryota; Viridiplantae; Streptophyta; Magnoliopsida; Malpighiales; Euphorbiaceae
Exons: 6
Coding region: 290-1942 (550 amino acids)
Source: RefSeq, a predicted model, not a curated record
UUUUCCCCAUUUUCCAUUGUCAAAGUGUCAUAAUGCAAAUAUUUCAGAUCCCAAAAAUAAUUUCCUUUCAUCUUCUAUCAAAAACUAACAACUUUUAUUCUUCUUUCUUACAUUACUAGCACACAUUUUCCUUAAAAUUGCUUCCCAUGACACCUUCUACACUUUUUCACCCAUUUUCAUCCCUAACCUCAAAGCUUCCCUUUAAGCCUCACUCUCCAUAAAGUCCAUUUCUUUUUGCUAACUCAUUAAAAAUUCUUUCUUUUUUUUCCAUAAAAGGUUAAAUCUUGUGAUGGAUAGAGAUGAAGAUGAGUAUUCUACAUUUGCAGAGGGGGGAGGAACAAGGUACAGUAGUAAUGGUGGUGGAAAAGGUUAUGUGGUUGAUCAAGAAAUGGGAUUUCAUGACCAAGUUAAGGAGUUUCUGAAGGGAGCUGCUGAACUGAGUGUUCAAUUUGGCAAAGGGUGUAGGGAUAUUGUGGUGCAGAGUUUUGGGAGAGAUGAUUCUUUUCUUGUUAAGAAUUUUGGGAGAAGUUCUUAUAUUGGGAAGAAAUUUGGAUGUGGGUAUGAGAGGAUUUGUGAGAAAUUGAAGGUGUUUAAUGAGUAUUUGCCUGAGGAUAAGGAUCCUCUUCAUGCUUGGUCAGUGAUUUGCUUAGUGUUUGUUCUUGCUUUUGCAGUAUUGGGUGCAAGUACUGAACGUGAUACCUCUGCCCAAAUUAUAAAGAAGGUGUUUAUACAUCCUCCUAGUGCUGACCGCAUAUUGCUUCCAGACGGUAGAUACAUGGCAUAUAGGGAACAAGGUGUCCCAGUUGACAGAGCUAGAUUUUCAAUGAUAGACCCGCAUACUUUUCUUUCGUCUCGCCUUGCAGGAAUACCUGGACUUAAGGCUUCACUGUUGGAAGAGUUUGGUAUUUACUUGUUAACGUAUGAUCUUCCGGGUUUUGGAGAGAGUGAUGCUCAUCCAAACAGAAACCUUGAGUCAUCAGCCUUAGAUAUGUUAUUCCUAGCACGAGCUCUCGGUAUUAAGGACAAGUUCUGGGUGAUGGGAUACUCAAGUGGGAGUCCCCAUGCUUGGGCGGCACUUAGAUACAUUCCCGAUAAACUUGCAGGUGCAGCAAUGCUCGCUCCAAUGGUCAAUCCAUAUGAUCCACUAAUGACCAAGAAUGAGAGAAAUGGAAUCUGGGAAAAGUGGAGUCGGAAAAGGAAAUUUAUGUACUUCUUAGCUCGGAGGUUUCCCAUGUUUCUUUCUUAUUUCUACCACCGGAGCUUCCUGUCCGGAAAGCAUGAUCAGAUCGAUACUUUGCUUUCACUGUCACUUGGAAAGAGGGAUAAAGCACUAAUAGGGGAUCCAAUCUAUGAAGAAUUUUGGCAAAGAGACGUAGAAGAAUCAAUCCGACAAGGAAAUGCAAAACCCUUCAUCCAGGAAGCUGUUCUGCAAGUUUCAAAUUGGGGUUUCAGCCUCACAGACAUCAAACUGCAGAAGAAAAAGCAGGGAAAAGGUGUUCUCAAUUGGCUCAAGUUUCUUCUCAUUGGAUCCGAAGACGAGUAUACAGGUUUUCUUGGCCCUAUACACAUUUGGCAGGGUAUGGAUGACAAAGUCGUUCCGCCGCUGAUGACAGAUUUUGUUCAUAGAAUUUUACCAGGUGCUGCGGUGCAUAAGCUGCCGUACGAGGGUCACUUCACGUAUUUCUAUUUUUGCGACGAAUGCCAUCGACAGAUAUUCACUACACUUUUUGGGACUCCACAAGGUCCACUAAAAAACACAAUAGAAGUAAAACAAACUCCAUAUGAAAAUAGUAUGAAGGUUGUUGAAGAAUUAGAUGAUAAGAAUGAAGAACAGAUUAGUGAAAAAGAAGUACAGGUAGAUCAAGAAGAGCAACAGGUACAUCAAACUUUACUAGAGGUUGAUAGUAACGAGAACGAAGAAGUGAACUAUACUACAGUUUAAUAUAAAAAGUUAGUUAUAAUCUUGAAAUUUACCAAUGUACAGAGCAUAGGUUUGCCAUGCGCAAAAGAGAAUCCAUAUCAUUUUGCUUUUGUUUUUGGCUAUUGAAUCAUUGUGAACAAUUAAUACCUAUGUUACAUGGGAACGCCGAAAUGAGAAACGGCAAAAUAACAUUUUUUACAAAAAUAGGCUAUAAAUAUAAAACUUAGGAGUUUCUGAA